AUGGCGGAUAAGGGCAAAUUAGGAAUGGCCGACGGAGAAGAUAGGUCUGGUAAAGUGGAGGAGAAGGCGUCUAGCGGCAAAAGCGCAUUUAACCGUAACUAUUUGCUACAUCAACCUUAUUAUGGCAAGAUAAAGAUCAAGACCGAGACCGGUAAGUUCGUGUCACUUGAAGUCAAAGGCUCAGACACUAUUGGCAGCAUCAAGCUUAACAUACAGGCCAAGGAACAUAUCCCCUUUGACCAACAGGAGCUAGUCUUCAACGAAGUGGUUCUUGAGAACCAAUAUACCCUUUCUAACUACAGCAUGAGGAACAAAUCCACCCUCACAGUCAAUGGUAAAUCAGUGGAUUUGAUGAAAAUAAAUGUCAAGAUCUCCACAGGAAAGACAAUCUCUUUGUCGGUCUACUCAACAGACACCAUCGCAGAUGUGAAAACGAAGAUCUAUUUUAAGGAAGGUAUUCCCUGUGAAAAACAAGCUUUGAUCUUUGACGAAAAGGUGGUCCUAGGGGAUAGCGGUACCCUUUUUGACUACUAUAUCACCGCAAAUGCGACCCUCACACUUAUGCGUCAAUCAAGAGGAUUCGUGAUAGAUAUCCUGAUUCCGUAUGGUGGAGAGACUGAUGCAGGGACCGUUACUUUGAGAGUCAAACCCUCGGACACCAUUCGCGACGUAAAAGACAAGCUCAAUGGUAAAAUAGGUGAUUCUCGUGACAAGUAUGAGUUGAUCUUCGACGGGGUUGUUCUUCACAAUGACGAUACGCUUGAUGACUGUCACAUAAACAAGGAGUCCGUGCUCACCCUUAUGCGUUCCUCAACGGGAUUCAUGCAUAUAUCUAUCGAGGCCCCUAGUGGAAUGGAAUUUGAUCUGGAAGUAAAACCCUCUAACACCAUCCGUAGUGUGAAAGAAAAGAUCGAGGCUAAGCUCGGUAUUCCCAGAUCAAACCAAAGACUUAUCUUUUCGGAAAAGCAUUUGGAGGAUAACGAUACCCUUGACGACUGCGACAUCUAUGAGGAUCAAGAAGAAGUAGUGUAUCUUAAAUUUGCUGAUUAA
This is a messenger RNA of Helianthus annuus (common sunflower), 1050 nucleotides long. Its product is annotated as polyubiquitin. Gene Ontology annotation, cellular component: cytoplasm; nucleus. The record is from RefSeq and is a predicted model, not a curated record. Gene Ontology annotation, biological process: protein ubiquitination; modification-dependent protein catabolic process. Bases 1 to 1050 code for a protein of 349 amino acids. Gene Ontology annotation, molecular function: ubiquitin protein ligase binding; protein tag activity. Lineage: Eukaryota; Viridiplantae; Streptophyta; Magnoliopsida; Asterales; Asteraceae. The transcript is spliced from 2 exons.